Schistosoma curassoni is the source of this 2691-nucleotide messenger RNA. Lineage: Eukaryota; Metazoa; Platyhelminthes; Trematoda; Strigeidida; Schistosomatidae. The record is from the annotation of a GenBank genome assembly.
UCGACUCAAAGGUCGUCAUAAUUAUUACUAUAUCAAACUUCAAAGUUGUAUACAAUGAACAGUUAACAACUACUGUGGACUUUUACAAAAUGUCUGAAAAAAACAGAAAUGAUCAAAAAGUUUCAAUAUCUUCAAGAAGUAUUCAGUUCAUGAUAGCGAUAUUUGGAAUAUUUUCAUUUACACUAGUCAACAUCACAGUUAUUGUGAGACAAUUUCAUCCAAAGUGGAAAGAUUCCCCAAGUUCUAUGAUAUUGCAAACUGGAAUAACUCUGUUUGGUUUCUUGAUAAUCAUAUUUCUUAUUGUAAUAAGUCAAUUGAAUAAAACGUCUGAAAUGUUAAUAGAAGAAGAGAGUAAACAUGAAUCAAUAGAUAAAGAAGUAUUGGCUCGUCAAGAAACAAAAGAUGAUACAUACAUAUUAUCCGUUUAACAUUGAAUUUAUUCAAGUAAUUUAAUUUGUUCAGUUCAUUUCAAUGCAUUAGGUAUCUUAACAACGGUUAUCAUCAUGAUUUAUCAUAUUUAAUAUUUUAAACAUUUCAUAAACAAAUGAAUUAAUAAACUUCCUAAGAAUUCACUAUUAUAUUUGCCUUCAAGUUGUAUUAUUUAUUGGGCAUUGGGUAAACUUAAAUGAAUCAAAACAAUAAUAUAAUCUCACUAGUUGAAAUCAUGAGUCAAUUGAAGCUAGACUACCAUGGAAAACCUGGAAGCAAUAGACGGCCGUUUCAUCUUAGUAUGGGACUCCUCACAGUGCCCAUCCACGAGAAUAAUAUAAUCUAUUGAUGAAAUAAAUCAUUUCCUGAAUUUAAAUCACGAUUUGGUUUUAGCUACAUUAUCUUUAAAAACCUGGAAGUAUUAGACAACUGUUUCUUCUUAGUACAGGACUUCUUAAUAGUGAGUAAUCACAACACAGUGCUUCUUGAUUUUUAAUGUUGAUCCCAAUAAGAUCAGUUCGUUAUUUAAACUAUGAAAAAUCUACUAUUUCCAUAAAUUCCCCCAACCCCGUACAAAUAAAUAAUCCUUAGAGCUUAGGAAUAUUAAAAUCAGUAGUUUCUAAGAAAAAUAUCAACCUUCGUUGUGUGAGACGAAAACCUUUGUAGAGUUUAGUUUUUUUUAGUUUAUAGGGUGUGAUCAAUAUUGAUGGGGUAUAGACUGAAUUCAGUGUAUGUAGGUCAGUUUUUUUCCCACUUCAAUCAAUUGUAUUGUUAAUGCAUUUAAAAAGAUGAUGAUCUAUUACGUAAUCAAUUACGCAAAUAUUCAUGGUGGAUAAGUAGAAAAACAGAGAAACUUAGUUCAUAGGAUGUAAGAUUUCAGAAAAAGCUUGUAAAAAUUCCUUAUAUUACGAUCUACUCCAUUUCUUACACGAGUUUGGUAGCACUUCAGUUCAGUUUAUUAGUAAAGCAACCUCUUCACUUCGUGUCUACACACUUGAGUAAUAGGUUGGACUUGUAUAUAGGAAUAAUGCAUAUCAUUAUCUGAAUCGGAUGAUCAUCUAACGGAAGAAUAAGAAAGACUAAUACUGAAAAAUUAGUCUACUUUUGUUUUACCGGAACGAAAAAUAAAUGAACUGGUAGACAUUAAUUAUGGACUAUUACUAAAUAUAUUCCUAUUGGAUAAUUAUUAAGUGACUGGAAUAUAUAUACUUUUUAUCAUAAGCUUCCAUUUGGUCUACUGGCUAUUAUUAUACGAUUUACUAUUCUUAACUUAUUCCCAGUUUACCAGUUACAGUAUCCUACACUCACAGUAACUUUUGGCUUCAUAAGGUCUGGUUUACUCAUAUAUGGACCAAGUAUAUCUGAAAUGUGAUUCAUGCAGCGGAAGCUGAGAUUGUGAUCUAAACUGAAUGGGCUGGGCUAGGCGAGAAGCUACUACAUCAAGGACCAAUAAGGACACAGAGUUGUUUCAAGACUGGUGGUUUUGCUUAACGUGUCAUUGGUUUAGCAAAGGAACAAAGUCAUAUGAACCAGUAUUCUGAUUGGUGACUAUUUCACGUGAUAUUUGAUGGGGCAUAAGAUAAAACAACUUUUAGCUUAUUUACUUAAACGUUCUUUCCAUUUAAAAUGUUACGUAAAUGUCUAUCUGCUUUUUGGGUCUGUAUAGAAGUAAGAAUCUUAUCUGUUCAUAUAUGAUGAUGUUUGUUAAGGAGUAAGUCUUAUAGACUUGAUCUGAUCUUUACUUUUAACAUAAAGUCGUACGACGCAAUUUUGAAUCGCAUAUUGAUGUAGAUGUUUGUUUUGGAAACAAAAUUAUCAGAGCUAUUAACAUUAUUAGGCUUCUAUACGGUUCUUAUAAACGUACAGAGUACACAUUAUGUACAUAGUCUGUUUUUUCAUUUGCACAUAUUUAUAUUUAUAUCCGACAUUACGGAGUAAACCUUGUUUGUAUAAAAGUAGUAAAAUUGACUAUAGAACAUAGAUACUACACCUACCAUGUAUAUAUCCUACAUAUGGAACAGUUGAUCAACUAAUAUCUCAUCCAAUUAAGAGUAAUUUUGGGAAGAACAUUUAGUUAAUAAUAUCUUUUCCCUAUUCAGUAUGCAUUUGUAAAUAAUUUUUCAGUUUUUUUUUAUAUCCUACAUGCAACCCUUUAAUACUUAACUUAAUUUAGGCGGUGAUAAAUUUCCAGUUAACAAAUGUUAUAUUCUAAGCAUAGAUGGAUAAUAGCUAGCAGUGGAAUCCAGAACGUACUGGAUAUAC